AUGUGUUUUAAUUAUAAUGGUUAUUCGCCUCAAUGGAUUGGAACUUAUUCAUUUGAUGGAUUUUCGUCGGGUAUGAAUGGAAUGGGUAAUGUAGGAAAUCAGGGAAUAAAUAUGGGAAUAUGUAAUCCAACAGCACCACCUAUGUAUCAGACGCCUCCAAGUCAAUAUUGUAAUCAAGCAAUACCUCAAUCAACUCUUGGAACUUCUCAAUAUGUUGAAAAUUCUACAGUAGCAGUGAAAUAUUUAUUUGGAACACCAUCAAUUAAAACAAAUCCAAAUUUUAAUCCAAUGGCGGAUGCAAAUACUUUAAGAAACGCGAUGAAAGGAUUUGGUUGUGAUAAAAACAGAAUAUUAAAAGUUUUAUGUACAUGUGCUAAUUGGCAAAGACAACAAAUAUAUAAUUCAUUUUUACAAAUGUUUGGGAAAGAUUUAAUACGCGAAUUAAAAUCAGAAUUAAGUGGAGAUUUUGAAGAUUUGAUUGUUGCUUUAAUGACAAGACCAGCUGAGUACGACGCUAAAGAGCUCCAUCGUUCAAUGAAAGGAUUAGGAACAAGAGAAAAUAUUUUAAUUGAAAUUAUGUGUUCUAGAUCAAAUUCUGAAAUUCAUCAAAUAAAAAGUGUUUACCAACAAUUAUAUGGAAGAAAUUUAGAAAAUGACAUAUGUGGAGAUACUUCUGGAUAUUUCAAAAAUUUUCUUUUAUGUUUAUGUGCAGGAAAUAGAAAUGAAAGUGGAUUAGUUGAUCAGAUGAGCGCACAACAAACUGCAAAUACUCUUUAUCAAGCUGGUGAAGGUAGACUUGGAACAGAUGAGUCCACAUUUUUGAAUAUUCUUUGUUCACAAAAUUUUGCUCAGCUUAAAUUUAUUUUUUCUGAAUAUCAUAGAUUGACCGGACAUACGAUGGGAUAUGCCAUUGAAGCAGAAUUUUCAGGAGACAUAAAAAAUGGUCUUUUGGGAUUAUAUGAAAUUACUAUGAAUAGACCUGCAUUUUUUGCAACACAAUUUGAAAAUAGUAUGAAAGGUUUGGGUACCAAGGACAAAGAUUUAAUUAGAUUAACUGUUACAAGAAGUGAAAUAGAUAUGAUUGAUAUAAGAAAUGAAUAUUUUAGAAUGUAUGGAAGAACAUUGCAAGAAAGAAUUAUUGGUGAUACAAGUGGAAAAUACAGACAAUCACUUUUAACUUUAGUUGAAGGAAAUUAA
Strongyloides ratti is the source of this 1197-nucleotide messenger RNA. RefSeq names its product Annexin family and Annexin repeat-containing protein. The transcript is spliced from 2 exons. Bases 1 to 1197 code for a protein of 398 amino acids. Gene Ontology annotation, molecular function: calcium ion binding; phosphatidylserine binding; phosphatidylethanolamine binding. The record is from RefSeq and is a predicted model, not a curated record. Gene Ontology annotation, cellular component: cytoplasm. NCBI's taxonomy places the organism in Eukaryota, Metazoa, Nematoda, Chromadorea, Rhabditida, Strongyloididae.